This is a messenger RNA of Pseudopodoces humilis (Tibetan ground-tit), 1010 nucleotides long. It is a transcript of the gene C8G, whose product is annotated as complement C8 gamma chain. Gene Ontology annotation, biological process: complement activation. The record is from RefSeq and is a predicted model, not a curated record. Gene Ontology annotation, molecular function: complement binding. Lineage: Eukaryota; Metazoa; Chordata; Aves; Passeriformes; Paridae. Gene Ontology annotation, cellular component: blood microparticle; extracellular exosome; membrane attack complex.
CUUCGGCCCUGUCCGGGGCCGCUCACUUGGCUCCAGCCGGGCCCGGCCCGGCGAUGACCCCGGCGAUGACCCUGUCCAGCCGCCACCAGGUCUCAUGGCUCCCGGUCGCGCCCGUCUCGCACACCGGCACAUGGCGGCCCUGCGCACCCUCCUGCUCCUCGGGCUGCUCCUGACGGCGCGGGGGCAGAAGGCGGCGCAGAGACGGCGGCCGCCCCCUCCCCAGAGUGCACUGGAGAAGGUGGUGGCUCAGGAGGGGCUCAGCCUCCACCAGCUCUCAGGGAAGUGGUUCCUGGUCAGCAUGGCCUCCCAAUGCAGCUACCUGCUUGAGCACAGCCACCAGCUGGAGGCCACGACAGUGACAAUAACCAUCCUGGAUGGGCAGAGCCUGGCCAUCAGCACCUUCAGGAAGCUGGACAAGAUGUGCUGGGAAAUCAGGCAGCACUACCUUCCUGCCCAGGCCCCUGGACACUUCCUGCUGAAGGGCCAUAGGAAAAGCAGCAAGGUGGAUGUGGUGGUGGGUGAGGCUGACCCUAGCAACUUCAUUAUCCUUUAUUACCAGAAGGGCCGCAGCAUCUCUGUUAAGCUCUAUGGACGGACCAGCCUGGUCAGUGAUGCCAUCAUGGACAAGUUCGAGCAGCACAUCAGGGCUGUGGGUCUGAGUGAGGAUGUGACCUACUACUUCCCCACCUAUGGGUUUUGUGACUCUGCAGAUGAGUUUCACAUCCUUGAUGAAACGAAGCUGUAGGUGCGGAUGGAGUUGCCAUGGGGUCUCAGGGCUCCGCCCUCACCUCAGCCAGCUGCCCAUGUCCACGCAGAUCUGAGCCGCACUUGAGUCUGCUCCCCCUGCUGCUCCACAGUUCUGGAGCCAGCCUUGGGGUUCCUUAGCCCCUCCAGCUCUGCUGGCAGCUGCACUUGUCCUUGUCCUGUGCCCCCUAGCUUUUGUCCCCCCUCUGCUCUGUACCCCACUCUCCUGCAGCAGCCAGCAACACCCCAAUAAACACCUCAGAGAA